ACAGAUUCAGAAAUUUGGUUACAACUUACCAACAAGACUAAAAAGAUGCCUUUAUGGUAUCCUCUUUCCCAUUUGGUUUUUAGCACAAAUGAGAUUAAAUUGAAAGGCUAACAACAUUACAACACUCAGAAAGAAAUUCUGAUAAUUUCACAGAAACUACAAAUACAAUAUCAGCAGCACACACAAAAAAGGUAGCAGCAAUGGAGACCUCAGCUGCAGUGAGCAGUAGAGGAAUUUCAGUUGUAAAAUACCAAUGUUUUUCUACUUGUGCAUUUAAAUUCAAUGGAAAAAGGUCAUUGCAGAUUAUAUCUAUGGCUUCCAAGAAGUCCAACUCAUCAUCAGCCACCAAAACUGUUGGGUCUAAGAAGGGUACCGCAGUGUUUCCUGUAGGCGAGCCAGGGCCACGAAACAGUACGCAAUCAGGAACAACCUCAGUGAAGCUUCUGACGAGGGUGGAGCAGCUGAGACUGCUGACAAAAGCAGAGAAAGCAGGGUUGCUAUCAGCAGCAGAGAAAGCAGGGUUGUCAUUAACAACAAUAGAGCAACUAGGUUUGCUGUCAAAGGCUGAAGAGUUGGGUGUUUUAUCGGCAGCAACGAACCCAGAAACUCCAUCAACCCUUUUAACACUUAGCUUAGGCCUGCUACUUCUUGGCCCUGCCUUUGUUUUUCUAGUACCGGAGGAUAACUCUGUGGAAGUCGCUGUGCAGGUUUUGGUUGCACUGCUCAGUGUCGUUGGAGGCUCUGCAGCUUUUGCUGCUUCAAAUCUUGUAGGAAACCUGCAGAAACUCAAAUAAUUUUUGCUAGAAGAAGUAAUAUAUCAUCUUUGUUUGCAUGUUUA
This is a messenger RNA of Beta vulgaris subsp. vulgaris (sugar beet), 838 nucleotides long. RefSeq lists its product as hypothetical. Lineage: Eukaryota; Viridiplantae; Streptophyta; Magnoliopsida; Caryophyllales; Amaranthaceae. The transcript has 2 exons. Bases 201 to 794 code for a protein of 197 amino acids. The record is from RefSeq and is a predicted model, not a curated record.